Molecule: messenger RNA, 567 nt
Organism: Racocetra persica
Lineage: Eukaryota; Fungi; Glomeromycota; Glomeromycetes; Diversisporales; Gigasporaceae
Source: the annotation of a GenBank genome assembly
GCUUUAUAAAAGAGGAAACAAUGAAGUGGAGUCACCGUACAUCAAUAAUUACGUUUUUCCGGAACUAUAAUCGACAAAAAGAAUUAAAGAAUUUUAUUCCAAAAAUAUUUUCUAAAAACGAUAUGAGAAUUUCAUCACGGAACCUUCUCGAACAAAUGCUUACAUCAUAUGUACAUAAAAGACUUGAAUGGAUAGGUGAUUCCAUAAUCUCUACUGUAGUUGCUGAUUAUCUAUUUUUCCGUUUUCAAGAUUAUAAAGAAGGCACUCUUACAACUUUGAGGUCAAAUAUUGUUUGUAAGGAAGCGUUAGCUGUAUUUUCUCGUAAAUUAGGUUUAGAUAAUGAACUUAGGUUGGGAAAAGGUGCAUUAGCAGCGGGUGAUAGAAAUAAUGAAAGAAUUUUAGAAGAUACUUUUGAAGCAUAUAUUGGUGCUAUUUAUUUGGAUUGUGGCAGAAACUUAAAUGAUGUUAUAGAAUUUAUGGAACCAAUUAUUAAACCAUUUGUGGACGAUUUGGUUGCAAACUCUGAAAAUGGUCAUAAUUCAUCUAACAACGUAGGAGUUGUAUAUG